Ostreobium quekettii is the source of this 1620-nucleotide messenger RNA. The record is from the annotation of a GenBank genome assembly. NCBI's taxonomy places the organism in Eukaryota, Viridiplantae, Chlorophyta, Ulvophyceae, Bryopsidales, Ostreobiaceae.
AUGCUGCCCUGGCAGGCUCUCUUCUCUGCAGCCGUCGGCCAGGACAGCCCCUUCACACAAAACGUCAACCUUGACACUGUCGAGGAGCAAGCCGUCACAUACGAGUUUGCCGCCGGCAGUUUUGAAGGUACUCUGGUGUGGGACACCUCCUUCGAGGGCGCCAGGCCGAUUGUGGUCGUGUUCCAUGACGCCGACGGCCCUGACGCCUUUGAGCUCUGGGUCGCACAGCGACUGGCCAACGCGGGAUACGCGGCUUUCGUCGCCGACCUGUGGGGUGCGGACGUCGCCAGUGGCAGCGAACUCAGCAGAGAGGAGCAGGACGCCGCUAUCGAGAGCCUCGUUGAUGACCCUACGGAGUGGCUGGGCCGAGUUCAGGCCGCACUUGACGCCGCAACGGGACAGGACGCCAGCGUCGUCGACCCGGAGUCUGUGGCUUCCAUUGGCUAUGGAUUUGGCGGCGCCACGGUGCUGGAGCUGGCUCGUUCUGGUGCCGAUGUUCUGGCAGUCGCCGCCGUCCAUCCAACCACGCUGACUGCUGUGGGCCCUGCGGGAGCGUCUUUUGAAGGCCGCGUGCUGGUGGUGGUGGGAGACGGACAGGAGGAUGUCGCGAGCGCGGACAUUUUCGAGUUCGAGGACGAGCUGCGUGCGCUGGGAGCGGUGUGGGAGGUCAUUCGCCUGGCCAAGGCCAAGCAGGCUUUCACCUUGCCCACAGCAGACGACUUCGAUGUCGUUUCCGACAUCCGCACAUGGCACGCAGUCACAGAGUUCCUGCAGCAGGUGUUUGAUCCCGACCUUAUCGAGUACCUGGACGACCCCUUCAGCGUCACCGGCGUGGACGACUCCACCCUGACUUCGAUGGACUUCGAGUACAUGGAGGGAGACGUGCUGCUGAGGGGCUUCGUCUCUUACCCGGCCGACGCUCAGGAGCAGCUCCCCGUGAUGCUCAUCAUCCCCGACUGGGACGGCAUUGGCGACUACGAGAAGUGGAGGACAAAGUUGGUGGCCAUGGAAGGCUAUGUUGGUUUCACGGCGGACAUCUAUGGCGCAAACGUCACGCAGGGCCCCAGCCUGCCCAUCGACGAGCGGAGGGCGUUAACUUCCAGCUUCUUUACCCCGGUGACGCUGUUCAGGUCGCGCAUGGCGGCUGCCCUCGCCGCCCUGAAGAGCGACGCGCUGUCCCCUGUCGCGGACGCCUCGAAGGUGGUGGCCAUCGGGUAUUGCUUCGGUGGCAGGGGCGUCGGGGAGCUCAUGCGGGACGAGCCCGAGGGUGUCAUCGGUGUGGGCAGCUUCCACGGCGGCGAUAUGACUACCAUGGGCUCGGUGGCCCAAGAGUGCAACAACAUCGCGACAGCCGUCUUCAAUGGAGCCAACGACUGGGUGACAGAUGAGCAGAUCGAUGAGUUCAUUGCCGAGAUGAACGCCGCCUCAGUGAACUGGGAGUGGCACAACUACGGAGGCACCGUGCAUUCAUUCACCAACCCCGAGGUUCCCAGAGACGGCGAAGGCAACGCCUAUAAUCCGGUCGCCGAUCUCAGGUCAUGGGAAUCUGUGAAAGCCUUCAUGGAGACUCUGAUCUCGGAGGGCAACCCCUAUGUUGCCUGCCCCGAAUCGCGCCGUUGA